This is a messenger RNA of Porites evermanni, 7436 nucleotides long. NCBI's taxonomy places the organism in Eukaryota, Metazoa, Cnidaria, Anthozoa, Scleractinia, Poritidae. The record is from the annotation of a GenBank genome assembly.
AUGAUUAUAAUAGAGUUCAGUGUUUCAAAUCUUGCUUACCGUAUAUUGAUAACACUGUUUACAGAAGAGUGGGGCACCAGCCUGAUUACCGAUUCUUUUGAGGCAUCAAACACGAUUCCUGCAGAUGACAUUGAAGUCAAGAUAAUGGACCUUGAAGAAUGCUAUAAGAAGAGAAGAGGAAGACGAACUGUCAAAGGGCCAGUAGAAGAUCAUUUGGCAGACUCAAAAGUCACUGUUAUGAUACACGCAUCCGAAGAAAUCAGCAACGUACGUGCUUUUACACAGAGAUGCCCAGAUGCUGCGAGACGGACACACGAUACUAUAGGUAGGUCGCUGCAAACAGUGAUUUUUUUCCGCUACCAGCAAGUUUUAAGAUAGAAUCAGAAAGGUACUUCCGCCUGUACCUAAUUCCACUUUGGGACUCUUUCCAAGUUACCCCAAGCCUCUCUUUCAAAGCGAGGCUAAGUGCGAAGCCAUUGGUACGAAAAUUAUUUUUAUUUCCAAGCACUUAAAACUUGUUUUCACGAGAAAAUUUUUACACUCUGCCUGGUUUUGAAAGUGAGGGUUAUUUAAACUCGAAAAUGGCCUCUUUUGCAAGAGGCAAGGUAGACGCAUUUGGACCCAUGUCACCUGCGCAACUUUUUGCAAUAGCCAAUAAAAGAAAACAUAGCUUUCCAAAAACAGCCCGGCGGCGAUUCACCACAACUUCAACCCAUUCUCUCAAAAUGGCUAAUACAGAUGUAUUAAAGGCUCAUCAUGGUUUUUGAGCCAUUAUACCAUGCUCUCCGCGUCUGCUUAAAAUUAAAAACAAACUGAAAAUCGGUUGUUUUUACAAAUAAAGUCGGGAAGAAUUCUCGAUAUUUUGUGGGCGUUUUUUAAUAAAACAGUUAUUCUACUCGCGGUUGUUGGAUAUGAGAUGGUGGAUAGCUAGGAGGCGCGUAGCGCCGAGUGCGCCGAGUUGGCUAUCUACCUUCUCAUAUCCAACGCGUACUCGUGGAAUAAUUGUUAAUUAUUUAGCAAUUGGCCAUGGCUCGUGAGUGAGCGUGCGUAUGUCGAGAUAUGCCCACGCGGGAAGUUUGGAGAGCACGAAAGAUACGAAACUCUAGCCUCUUGAGUGCUCUCCAAACUUCUCAAGUGCUUCAUAUCUCGACAUACGGUCAGCUGAAACAUGAAACAAUUGUUUAUUCGACGCUCACUCAAAGCAGUAGGCGUCAAUGUCUACGUGACUAUUUAAUUGUUGUUUGUUAUUUGGCGAGAGCGAUCACUUAGAAGCGGGGGGACCCCUAAUGUUAACAGUUGGCUUGCUUAUCGCUUGGAGUGAUUACGUCCCAAGUAAGGUGACUUUUGUAUUUCAUGACAGCGCUACACCAAAAACAUCUGGCUAAACAUUCAUCCGUCAUGCAUAUUUCAAAAAGGUCAGCUAAAAGGUGCAUCAUUCUCUGAUUGGCCUUUCUUAUAACUAACCUCUUGACUUUUCACUUAGAACUCCUUUCAUAAUUGCAGGCGACAAGAGGAGCCCGCAAUCCUAAUCUUCAGGUUGAUAUUACGCAUGCGUGGCAUGUAUGUAGCCAGCAUUCGUUUGGACUUCCAUUAAGAAUGAAUGGAAUGCACAAAACGCAAUUUGAUCACGCGCGUUUCGACCUUCUACGCGUCGUCAUCUGAUUACGUGUGUUUUUUCGAUCUGUAACGUUAAACUUCAGCAAAGCACAGCGUUGGAACAAAAGCGUUUGGACCUUUGAUCAUUGUCGCCCGGACGCCCUAACGUUUGGUUAUUACUAGUAAUAUAAUAAUUCCAUUACAGAAGUAAACUACUAUGUUGCAAGUACCGUAUUUAUUCGAUUAACCGCCCUGGGCGCUUAUUAAAUUUUUGGACCUUGAGAGUGGGCGCUUAUUCGAGGUGGGCGUUUAUUCGAGGCUGGGCGCUUAUUAAAUUUUCACCAUUCUCAGCAAGUGUAGUAGUAUAUUUUACAACAAAACAGUAAAUGGUACUAACAAAAAGGGAAGAUGUAGCAAAGCAAGGUUUCUGUAAAAUACUCUGAAGAAAACUCCGUCUUCGGGAGGGUCUCUUACUAUCUCUUAUCAGGCUCUUAUUGGAGUUUUUUUUUUGAGGGAGUGGGGUGGGGGCGCUUAUUCGAGGCUGGGCGCUUAUUAACUUUUUCUGCCUUUAGCAUGGGCGCUUAUUCGAGGUGGGCGCUAAUUCGAGGUUGGGCGCUUAUUCGAAUAAAUACGGUAAUAUAUUUGAGUGAACUUUAAAUUUCCUUCAGGUGCCGUGGAGCUGGAAGUUCGCACGUUGCGGAGUGAUGGAGAACGUCGAGUAGUCAUCGUUGAUCUCAGUUCGGCGACAAAAGACGGGUAUCGAGUGUACUGGCUUGAAACAGGAGAUAUCCUGGAAAGAAAUAUAUGGGAACUGGUCAUCAAAACAGAGCUCAGCUCAGGCUUAACGGGACAAGUGCAUUCAAGGCCAUUCUUAGUUACCACCCCACAAUGUUACAAGAAGAGACGCGAUGAAGGUGUGUAGUCGGUUUUCAUGACAAACUGCAACUCCGGGGAACCAUUUCGUAUACCCUCUGUCAACAAAUAUGAUACCCCUUUCACGUACCUACUAACAACAAGUCUUCUUGUUAUUUUAUGUAGCGUUUAAUGAGUUAAUCUAAAACAGUCAUUAGGUGCGUCGGCUCGAAAUGUUUUAGUUAAAGACCCUUUUACAAGACAUUACUGACAAAUUUCCCUGCCCUUUCGUAUACUUCAACUCACGAAAUCCCUGCAUUUUUGUACGCCUGAAGCCUGGAAAAGGUAUCACUUUUAGGGGGAGCCUCCCUAUAUGGGCAGUCAUAGGGAGUAUUCCCCCCCCUCCCUCACGAGACUGCAACAAACAAGCUUUAAGCUAGUGACCCACGGUUUACAUUUCAUUGAAUAUUGCAGCUCUAGUUGCUCAACUUUUUGAACAGAAUAGAUCCCAUCUCUAUUUCCAAUAAACACUGUUCAACAUGUUGAAUGAAUGGCAUAACUCUAAAAUUCAACAUUCAACAUGGCUUGAUACUCUUUUCAACAUUUUUUGAACAAGUGCGCCAACAGUUAUUUUUAAGCAAACUAUGUCUCCAUGUUGGCACCUGUCUUAACGACAAAAAGUUAAUCUCUUCCUGGGCAUCGUGAAAUAAAACCUAAAUAAUCGUUAAAUAUUUUUUCAGUUGCUAGGUCUUCAAAGGUGCAACGACUUAUGUGCCAGAUAGGGAAGCCUAGUUCCUUCAUUGAUGACGGUAAAGAAAAUAGACUUAGUAGGCUGAUUUAGCAACAGGACGGGAAAGUCAGUUGACGACUGGAAAGUGCGCGGAAAGGACUAAACACGACUGCCGGUGCCCAAUUUGCCGCUCUGCCAUUGGUCAAGCCAGUUUUUUGAUCUGCGCGCGCCGUCGUCAACUGACUUUCCCGUUCUGUUGCUAAAUCAGCUUAUUGUAAACAGGGUAUCUAACACUUUAGACUAUAACAUUUGAGCAUUGUUAUCGUGAAAAGAUAAAUCUUUAGCAGACGGAUCGAUUGUGCUAAGUUGGUUCCCAUAUUGUGAAUAAUGCCGUGAUAUGGAUUUUACAUCACCUUUUUCGAGAGCUAAUUAAUUAUCAAUGUUUUAUUGUGGUAAAACCACCAACUGUCGCCACCUCAGGGACCAUUUGGUCGGGGGUGGGGUGGGGGGGGGCUGGGUGAUGGAAGGAUCCAGAGAAACCCCUUUUAAAACGCUGGAGAAGCUCGUAAUCUCGUUUAGGUUGUAAAUAGUUUCUAAUGGACGGACCAUUAUUUUUGUUUUGGAUGGGGAGAGGGGUUGGAAAUUUUGAAAUAAAUUGUUUGCAUAGGCCGUAAACACUGAAAUAAAUUGUAUGCAAGUACGUAACAAAAAAAAAUGUUUGCAUGUGAAAAUUAAAGAUUUGAAUAAAGCCUGCUAUUGAAACGACAAACCGGAUCAGUUCUAAUUGUUCCAUACGCUGUUAGGACUAGAAAAAAAAUGCCGUGGUUCUAGUCUCUUGUUGAUCGUGUUCGACUUUGUCUUUUCCCUGAUCCCGGGCUAUAUUACGCCAAUCCUUUUUCUUACUGAAAUGUCUUUACUUGUUUUCUUUAUAUUCCCAGAAAAAAUUUCGUUUUUUGGAAAAGCAUUUCAAGAUUUCAGCUGCAAUAUGGAGGAUCAUUUAGCAUCCCAAUCCUUUCGACAACUGUCCUUUUUCUUGGACGCUGAGGUCCCCUCGGAAAAAGUCGUGUUUCAACCGAACACUGUUUUAAACAAAAACAUGGUGAGUUAAUACGCUGAUGCUUCAACCAUAGAAAUAUCUUCAUUCUAUUUUUUCGCUCCACUUCUGACACCAUGUCGACCGACAAAUGUUCACUGAAGCGUAAUAUAGGCGCAUUUUGCCUCGUUAGCAUAUGCCUUUAAUUCUCUGAUCAAGCUAUUAAAAUAAACUCUGCGAAUAUCGGAAAAGUAUAACAAUUUCAGUUAUCUGUGAAAAUCUCAGCCGAAUAUACUGAAUAGCCUUUAAGAUGGCUGUUAGUAAAAGGAAUGAAGAGUGACAGAGAAAUUGGAAUGUACAACAGCGCCAUCGUCUUUCGUACAGCUCGUCAUAGGCUUGCUUUUUAACGGUUUAAUCUGUUUACCAUAAAACCCCUGGAAGAGACUGAAGCCCAUCCUUGAGUUUACUCCCGUAAUUCUCCAGUAGUCUCACUGUAGUAGACUGUACCUAAAGAUCUUGUGGCUAUCACGGUCACGAAGAUAUUACAGUUUUAGGUCAAUUCUGCGCUGAAGUAAAAAACUGCCCACCUACCGUUCCCUUAAGCCAACAUUUUGCCCUAAAUGAGAAGUAAGAGGUAAAAAAUUGGCUUAAGGGAGGAGUAGGUGGGCAUUUCCCCCGAAACCUAACUUGAUCCGUCAUUGCAUAGUACUUUGACCCAUACACACUCCUGUAGGGUUAUAACGAAGAUAGUCAAAUAAAAUUCAUCACGGAGCGCUAACAUAAUAAGUUUUGUGGAUGAUUUUUGCAAGCAUACCUUUUUAGCAUUAAUUACAACUUGAAAAAUUUGGCCCAGUUUUUUUAAGUUUUAAUUCAUGUCCAUCCAUGCCAUCCUAGCAACAGACGACAGGAAACAGUUUCUAAAAUAUAUAGUCUUACUAUUCCAAUUCUAAAACUGGACGGCAUGGUCAUUUUUAAAAUUUAAUUCAUGCGAAGACACGUUUUGGGUUUUUAACAUCGUCCUCUUAAGUAAAUAAAGAAAUAAAGAAAUAAAGAAAUAAAGAAAGAACAGAAAACCAGUGUAAAAGAGCGAAACAAAAUAAGUAAAAUAAAUAAAUAUAUGCAUAAAUAUGAUUAAAGAUCUCAGGGGAGAGACUGCACGGCUUUGGAAUAUCAAGACCCACAAUGCAACUGUAGUGCCUACCCUUGGAACGGUUAAAAAAAGCGACAGAUCAGGAUUAUCAGGCAUACUAAAGAAGCUAGAAGCACGAACACUUGACUUUGUCUAAGAAAAGGUGUUUUAAAGAAAGAAACAGAGCGCCACAUAACAACUGUCCUGGAUCAGGCGUUACGUACCAACAGCUAGUAUAAGAAAAAGAGUUUACGGAGAGGAUAGAUUCCCAUUGUGUAGAAUGUCUGGAGAACGUGUAGAAACCGUUUGUCACAUCAUGUGACAGAAUGCAAGAAAUUGGCUCAGAAAGAAUGCAAAGGUUGGAGACGGGAUCAGAUUGGUAAAUACGUUCGCUGAGGACUUUGUCGAAAGUUUGGUUCUGAUUGCUCAUCAGCAAAAACUAGCCUCAGGGUAGCUGCUCCUUCUAUCCGUUUUUGCUUUGACGGGGGAAGGGUGCGGUUACAUGUAGGCCUGUGGAGAAGUCGGAAGAUUGUAAGUUACCAUAGAAUUUACCUAUUUAAACUGAUCACACUGAACAACAGCACAACAGACUAGACAUCGCAGUUGUAGGCAAGAAGGAAAAGAUCUGCACAUUAAUAGAUGUCGCAUGCCCUUUAACCGUCUAGUACCUCUUACAGAAAAAGAAAAAAAAUCGAAAAAUACGAAGACUUAAAAAGAGAGGUGAAGCGUUAGUGGGACUCAGGGGCGGAUCUAGGGGGAGGGUGCAGGGGGUGCGUACCCCCCCCCCCCGAGAUGACCUGCGGGUUUCUAAUACAACUGGUGUUCUGCAAAAAAAGAAAAAACUAUGUGGUUUAUUGGUGUUGAAGUACAGCAAGAGACGAGUGCACCCCCUCCUAAAAAAAUCCUGGAUCCGCGCCUGGAACUGUAAAGAUGUGAUUGUACCAAUCGUCGUCGGUACCCUCGGAACAGUCAUCAGCAAAAGAUUGCAUCUGUAUCUAAAGAAAGCAGGACUUGACGGAAGUAUACGGUAGCCACUAUAAAAAGCUUGUUUACUGGGAACAGCAAGAAUUAGGUUAUGGAUACCUAAGGUGAUGGGAGUCCACCUGGUUCCAGGAAAUGAGCCGACUGGAAGACCUUGCUAACUGACAAUAAUAAUAACAACUGAUAAUAAUAAUGAUAACAAUAAUAAUAAUAAUAAUAAUAAUAAUAAUAACAAUAAUAAUAAUAAUAAUAACAAUAAUAAUAAUAAUAAUAAUGUUUGUGUUUUUUAAUGCCAUUAUUAUGAUUAUUAUUUAUUUAAUUUUUAGAUAAUGGACUAUGGAACAGUAUAGGAUAAAUUUUAGACUGUUAUUAGGUUACAAAUUUUACAUGUAAUAUAACUCAUGCCAGGAGCCCAUGCACAUAGUAAUAUUUUAUAUUUUCUGAUCGGUAGAUUAAUUAAUUUUAUUAUUUUUUUGAAAAAAAACAGCAAAAACAAGGUUGUUCACGGUUCGCCGCCCAGCUUUUGUGAUUUUUAGUUGGAUCUGGCAUCCAGAUGUUUUAAACUGCCUACAUAAUAAUAAUAAUAACAGUAAUAAUAAUAAUAAUAAUAAUAAUAAUAAUAAUAAUAAUAAUAAUGACGAUGUUGAUUGAUGACGAUGACAAUGGGGAUGAUGAUGAUGAUGAUGAUGAUGGUGACGCACAUGAUGUACUGGUGAUAAAGAUGAUGAUGAUAAUACUAAUAAUCUUUUUUUAAAAAUAUAAUGAUAAUAAUAAUGGGUCAACGAUGGUGAUGGUAUAAUAUUUGUUUUCAGGUAACAGCUCACUUCAAUCGCGAACAAAGAAUCCUCUAUGCUGUUGAGCAACAUGAGAUCCCCGGUCUGAUGAAGUUGAUCAGUAAACGAUCAACGCUUAUCGCUCCUUGUGGCGUAGCAAACAGAUGUAACUCAAGAAGAAAAGGAUACCGGUGGGCUUGUGGCCGUUGCUUUUUCGAACGCGGAAAGAAAUCGACAAUUAAAAAUCAUUUAAUUCAACAAGUUUGUCAAAAGUCAGUUGAAAGUAGGAAACGGGAAAGUAGAAAACUGCAGUUUAACUUCAAUCAAGAAAAUGUGCCGUAA